AUAUACGAGAUAGUUUUGUUGGUGUUGACAUCGGUUGACUUUCUUGGUAUGAAGAAACAACAUGUAGGAUAUUUACAUUGGAUCUUGUUAUCAGAUUACUGACCAAUUGCAACUUCUUCUGAAUAGUUUAGGGUUGUAAAUGGACUCUAGUAAAUGGUCAUUGCCUAGUUACUCUGUUUGCUUUAUGUGUGAAUUGGUGAAGCAAGAAUGCUGCAGUUACCUUUGCAUGGGAUACAACAGAAAACCUCUGUACACACUGGGUGUGCUGCAUAUCUUAUCUCGAAAAUAGUAUCUUGAAACCGGCGUGGGGUGGAUAUCAACUAGUGUUACCAUUAAAUAAUCAGUUGUGGUGUAAUAAGACAUACUCUCGACAAGUACAGAGAAUAGCCAACUUCUUGUUUCUUGUGGAUCUUUAAUUGUGAAUAAUUCAUUUGAGACCUUCGUGACAUUUGAUGUUCAGACAUUUUGGUGUAUUAACCUUGUAAUGGACAGACAAUGUUCAGAGAACUGUAUCCAAGGGUAUAAACCAUGGUGAGCUGUAAAUGAGGAGUAUCUUUGAGUUGGUUGCAAAUUCAACUCUAGUGCUUCUCAUGAUUUGAUGAGUCAUAUUACUCAUUAUUAGUAACAAGUAAGUGCCUUCUGGACUUGGAUCUAAUCAAGAUUGCAAACCUUCUAUGCCAUGUUGAAGUUCAGAGGUGGGGCUAAGUCAGGAGAGAAUAAGUCUCUGGAAGAUUCUGAUGUCGUACAAGAUGGUGAUUCUGUUGACACAGAUGGGACUUCCACACUGCCUCAGGUUUGUGUCACCAGGGAUGAAGGCACUACCAACAAUGGUAGUGAGACACCUACUUUGGAACGGAAGAAGAAAUCAAGGGCAAAGAAGGUGUCCAAUGCUGCUGGGAAGUUGCUCAAGAAGAAGAAGAGGAAAGAAGGUGGCAGUGUGACUGACGAUAGCAUCCUGGAUGAUAGUGUUGUUGAGGAUACUCCCACUAAGAAUGGGAGCUUGGAAGUAGAAGCGGAUGGAGAGGAAGAGAGGAAUAACAUAGAUAAGAAGACAGAGAAUGGCAAUACUCUGGACACGCCAAAGAAAAAGGAAAAGAAGAAGGUGGAUAGGGACAGACGAAGAACCAAUGUACCAGACUUCUCAAAAGUAUUGAGGGAAGCAAAAUUCAGCAACAUACGAGGGUCUAACAAGCCUAAUCGUAAGGAGAGUUCAGCCAAGCAGCCGCGGAUACCCCAAUCCAGGCAGAAUGUUGCUGAUGAAUCGGCCGAUGCUCAGGCGGAGUACGAGAGGUCUCUGGAGGCUAAUCUCACGGACAAUGAAGUCCUUGCAGCCUUUGAGAGAAUGCUGGUAAGUUCUUGGUUAAAAUUUCUCCAAAGCAGGUUCUUCUGUAGGGUUUAAUGCACACACUCCUUGAUUUCAGGUAGAAUGAUUGUAUUCCAAGGGGUUCAUGCUACUCCCUAUUUUUUCCUUGUUUAUCAGUGUGUUUACAAAAUAAUAGACAUGGUAGGUUCUUUGGGAGUUUUGUAUAUGUCAAUUUUAUUAAUGUAAUAUUAGAAUAAAGAAAUAUUGAAAACAUGUGUCUCAUCCCAUGUGUGAACUCCUUGAUUUAUUCACCCCUGCCAUCCACAUCCCCAUCACCCUACCCACCCCCCACCCCCCCAAAAAAAAAGAUAAUUAUAAUUCCUCCAAAUAAGGAGAAAGAAGGGAAGCUUUAUAUUAUAAGAAGCUCUAGAACAGUUGAAAAUAUGAUUUAAUUUUCUGAUUCAAAUUGCAUAACAUGUAUAUCAGUCUUUCCUUUUCACUGUGAUGUUUUUCCUUUAGCAAUUUACAACAACAAUUAAAUAUGCAGUGCCCUCUUGAUAGCAUAUCAUUAAAUUACAUUAAUUCCACGAGGUAAAAUCGACUAUCACAAAGAAGGACUUAAAUAAAGACACAGUAACAGAGGUGGAUACAUGCAGUAUAUUUUAGUCAGAUAAGUGAAAGUACGGGCACAAUAAAUGCCAUCCUCUGCAUUCAACCAGUACCAGUAUAAGUAGCUUUUCUGUGCAAAAGUAAUGGCAACGUUUGUCUUCUCCCCCAUAAACAAAGCAGAGGUAUUGGAUGUCAAUAAUAAAAUAUACAGUGGGGAGGGAAUAUUAUACAUAAUAAAACUGAAUUUCAAAUAAAGAUUCAAUCUCAAGGUCUGUAUUUCAGUCUUACUACUAUUCCACCUAUGCAUUUAAUCUUUGAAAGAGCAUGUAUUGUCUUUAAUAUUCUGAAGAUGUACAAGUGAUAUUAGUAAAACAGCCAAAGACUAUAUAUGUAUACAUGUGUAAGACUAGAAGUGCAAUGACAUCUUUUUACACUGGAAGCGCUGUUCUGAAAAAUGUUGAAUUCAAUCAUGGUUGUGUUCAAUAUAUUUUUCACGUAUUGUAAAAAUAAAUAAUGUUUUUUUAAAUGCAAAAAUCAAAUGGAAUUCUAAUUCAAGAAAAUCACAUUAAUACACACU
Messenger RNA from Lytechinus pictus (painted urchin), 2489 nucleotides. RefSeq lists its product as uncharacterized. The transcript has 2 exons. NCBI's taxonomy places the organism in Eukaryota, Metazoa, Echinodermata, Echinoidea, Temnopleuroida, Toxopneustidae. The record is from RefSeq and is a predicted model, not a curated record. Bases 680 to 1399 code for a protein of 239 amino acids.